Molecule: messenger RNA, 1047 nt
Organism: Aspergillus homomorphus CBS 101889
Lineage: Eukaryota; Fungi; Ascomycota; Eurotiomycetes; Eurotiales; Aspergillaceae
Product: OSTA/TMEM184 family protein
Exons: 6
Biological process (GO): transport
Molecular function (GO): transporter activity
Source: RefSeq, a predicted model, not a curated record
AUGGGCAUUUUUCACCAUGACAGCAGCAGUUCCAGCCAUACGUGCCCAGCAGAAUCGCUCUCAGAAGUGGCAUCCCAGCCAUUUCUACACGACAUGUCGUUCCAUACAUUCAUUAUGAUCUUAUCCGGUGCCUGCACUGCGUUUACAUGCCUGAUGAUUUUUUAUUUAAUGUUUCUGCACGCAACACACCUAAGCAAGCCAAAGGAGCAGCUCAAAAUAAUGCGAAUAUGCACACUGCUGCCGCUAUAUUCAGUCCUCUCAUUCAUCGCCAUAUGCGCUCCCGAGGCGCACGUGUACAUAGAUCCCUGGCUAGACUUGUUCCAAGCCGUAGCUCUCGGGAUUUUCUAUCUCCUGAUGCUUGAGCUUCUUGCCCCCUCCUCCUCCCGGAAAGACAUGUUCUUCGCGCCUCUGGCAAUUGCACCCAGCGGAACCGAGUCUCCCGCAGAGAGUCCGGGCUGGUACCGAAAAACAUGGAUUGCCAUCUUCCAAUACCCAGCCGUGGCUCUACUGGCUUCUAUCGUGACCGACAUCACCCAGGCAGCAGGCGUCUACUGUCUUGAGAGCAACAAGCCAUACUUUGCGCAUCUCUGGCUCACAAUCAUCAUCAACCUCUCGCUGGUCUCAGCCGUGAUCUCCGUCCUCAAGUUCUACAAAAGCUUCAAGAUUCACCUGAAAGACCACCAGCCUCUCGCCAAGCUUCUUGCAUUCAAGCUGAUCGUCGGCUUGUCGUUUCUCGAAAAGAUUAUCUUCUUCGCCCUCGGAACCACAGAUACACUGAAGACCAACGCACAACUCACCUACGCGGACGUGAAAAUCGGCAUUCCAACCAUGGUGGUCUGUAUCCAGAUGGUCCCAUUCGCGCUGUUCUUCCACUAUGCAUACUCCAUCCGGCCAUACGUGAUCAGAAAGACGUUGCCCACUGUCCAGCCCAGCCUGAACCCGGCUUAUGCGGCGGUAACGGAGCUCCGGUACCAGGGCGGCCCCUUGGGUGUGCGGGCAUGGCUGGGGUUGCUCGAUCCCAGGGAGAUUUUGAGUGCUGUUCGCUUC